UGUGGCGCUUCCGGUCUACGUGAGCGGAAUUUCGCGCCGACUGGAGGCUGAGGGCCGGCGUCCAAGGGCUGAGAGUUGCAGGUUUUCUGAACUUGCUCUUUCUUCUCCUGGACCAUGGCCACAGACUCUUGGGCCCUGGCGGUGGACGAGCAGGAGGCAGCUGUCAAAUCGUAAGUUUGCAGUACUAGAGGUGGAAUGCCGGGCCUUCACACUGAGCUACAUCUCCAGCCCUCUUUAUUUAAAUGAGCAGUUUGCAGAUCAAGGAAGAGAAAGUCAAACUGGAUACCAAUGGUGUUGUCAAAGCCGGUCCCACCGCAGAGAAGACGGACGAAGAAGACAAAGAGGACAGAGCUGCCCAGUCUUUACUCAACAAGCUGAUCAGAAGCAACCUUGUGGAUAACACAAACCAAGUGGAAGUCCUGCAGCGGGACCCCAGCUCCCCUCUCUACUCGGUGAAGUCUUUUGAAGAGCUCCGCCUGAAGCCACAACUUCUCCAGGGAGUCUAUGCCAUGGGCUUCAAUCGACCAUCCAAGAUACAAGAGAACGCAUUGCCCAUGAUGCUCGCUGAACCCCCACAGAACCUGAUCGCCCAGUCUCAGUCCGGCACUGGAAAAACAGCUGCCUUCGUCCUGGCCAUGCUCAGCCGAGUGGAACCAGCAGACAGACACCCUCAGUGUCUGUGCCUCUCCCCAACGUACGAGCUGGCGCUUCAGACAGGAAAAGUGAUUGAGCAGAUGGGCAAAUUUUAUCCAGAGCUCAAGCUCGCUUAUGCUGUCCGAGGCAAUAAAUUGGAAAGAGGUCAGAAGAUCAGUGAGCAGAUUGUCAUCGGCACUCCCGGGACCGUCCUGGACUGGUGUUCCAAGCUCAAGUUCAUUGACCCCAAGAAGAUCAAGGUGUUUGUGCUGGAUGAAGCCGACGUGAUGAUAGCUACUCAGGGCCACCAGGAUCAGAGCAUCCGCAUCCAGAGGAAGCUCCCCAGGAACUGCCAGAUGCUGCUUUUCUCUGCUACCUUUGAAGACUCUGUGUGGCAGUUUGCCCAGAAAGUGGUCCCAGACCCCAACAUCAUCAAACUGAAGCGCGAGGAGGAGACCCUGGAUACCAUCAAGCAGUAUUAUGUCCUGUGCAGCAACAGAGACGAGAAGUUCCAGGCUCUGUGCAAUCUCUAUGGGGCCAUCACCAUCGCUCAAGCCAUGAUUUUCUGCCAUACCCGCAAAACAGCUAGUUGGCUGGCAGCAGAGCUGUCGAAAGAAGGCCACCAGGUGGCCCUGCUGAGUGGCGAGAUGAUGGUGGAACAGAGGGCUGCGGUGAUCGAGCGCUUCCGAGAGGGCAAAGAGAAGGUUCUGGUGACCACCAACGUGUGUGCCCGAGGAAUCGAUGUUGAGCAAGUGUCUGUGGUCAUCAACUUUGAUCUCCCCGUGGACAAGGACGGGAACCCGGACAACGAGACCUACCUGCACCGGAUCGGGCGCACCGGCCGCUUUGGCAAGAGGGGCCUGGCCGUGAACAUGGUGGACAGCAAGCAUAGCAUGAACAUCCUCAACAGGAUCCAGGAGCAUUUUAAUAAGAAGAUAGAAAGAUUGGACACGGAUGAUUUGGAUGAGAUUGAGAAAAUAGCCAACUGAGAAGCUCCCCAGUCACUGGUGCCGCCCUCGUCACCGCCCUUCGCGGAGUUCUGUGCUGCGUUGCCCCAGCCUCGACGGUU
Messenger RNA from Fukomys damarensis (Damara mole-rat), 1702 nucleotides. RefSeq names its product ATP-dependent RNA helicase DDX19A. Gene Ontology annotation, biological process: poly(A)+ mRNA export from nucleus. Lineage: Eukaryota; Metazoa; Chordata; Mammalia; Rodentia; Bathyergidae. The record is from RefSeq and is a predicted model, not a curated record. Bases 243 to 1622 code for a protein of 459 amino acids. Gene Ontology annotation, cellular component: nucleus; cytoplasmic stress granule. The transcript is spliced from 13 exons. Gene Ontology annotation, molecular function: RNA helicase activity; RNA binding; ATP binding.